AAUGAGAUUGUCAUAUUUUGCUGAUUUUCUCGCUGUCUGGUCAUUGACGUUUAUUCGUUCGAGUAAUUUUUGCGAAAAGUGCGAUCAGUGCAUUUGCUCCAAUAUUUUAAAUAUUGGAUCUUACGAUCUAAAUUAGUAGCCAUUAUAAAUAACUUGUAACUUCAACAUGAAGUUCUUAUCAGCUAAGCUUUCAUUGUUAAUAACUUUUUUGGUAAUAAGUGCUGUAAUUUGUGAAAACAAAUACUCCCGGUCUUCCAACGAGAAGAAAGUUGAGAAAAAGAAGAAAGAUGUGGACUUUAGGACUUUGGAGAAACCUUUCCGAAUGAAUAAGUUAAAUAUCUUAUGGGCUAAGGCUCAACAGCGCUUAACGGAGCCAAAGCUCAAGUCGCUUUACAGCGACCUGAUGAUCCAGGAUAAAGAGGAGCUGACUCUCAAGCGCGUGCGCAGCGAGGGCGGCGACAAGGAGGGUAUGAAAGAGGCCGACCUCCGGAGGAAGCUCACCACUAUCAUGUCCAACUACGGGCUGCGCGAGCACUUUGAUGAUAACAAGAUGCGACAGAAGGAACAUCCGGCAGCCAACUCCGCUUUAGACGACCACAUUAACAAGAGCCUGUUCAAAGACAAGAAACUGAACCAGCUGUGGUCCAAGGCUGAGACAUCCGGGUUCACCAGUGAGGAGCUCUCUGCUCUCAAGGAGGAGUUCUUACAUCAUCAGGACAAAAUAGACCAGUACUAUGACCUGCUGCACGACGUGGAGGGAGGCAAGAAGGAUGAGUACAAAAACGCACUGGACGAGGAGGAGCUAGACAAGUUCAACGAGAUCGGUAGCCAGCUGGAGACCAACGAGGUCAGCAAGGACUACCUGGACAAAGCCAACCUCAUCCGGGUCAAGCACCGGGGCUUGAGAGACGGAUAUGACAGGCUACUCCGGAUCACUGCUAAAGGUCCAAAUAACAAGGAGUUCAUAGAGCCAAAAGUACAAGGCCUCUGGCGAAUGGCGACGGCGGCUAAUUUUACUGUGGAUGAGUUGGCUUCGCUGAAGGUGGAAUUGCAGCACUACGAGUCCCGCCUGCUGAAGCUGCGUCAUUUGCAGGCCGACCAUGUAAGCAACGUAGAAAAGCAUCGCAGCAAGGUAGCCGCGGCGGGUGAUAAGAUGGACCACUUCGACGAUCAGCAGCAGAUGAUCAAGAAACACUCGCGCAAAGUGGAGAAGAUGCACGAUGAGAUCGAAGGCAAGAUCCUCAGUCGGCAUAACGAGUUAUAGGGGACUUACUCUGAUUCUGGUCUAUUGGUCCAUCACGAUAUAGUGGACUACAUGCGACUUGCUCAUCUGAUAAGUGUUGUAGACCUAAUCAUCUUAUUUGACGUAGAUCUACAGAUGUUACACUGAUGGGUAAAGUUACCUUAAUUUUUUUUUGACACCGUCCCCGGUAGCAUGGUGCAGGCAUAUCGCGCUGCGGUAUAGACAUCAUUUAUUGAUAAAAAGUACACUUUAUACCCGUCAUCUUACAACAAUUAACAAAUAGGUAUCCUGUACGUAAAAAAUACUCAUCGUAAUAUGGACCAAGGUUAUUGGCUACGCGUUGGAUAGUUUCCUAGGUCAAAGAAAAAUUAUGAAAUUCUGAUUAUUAACUAAAUGAAGACAGUUCUAAAGAUGACAAAAAAAGCAAUUCCUUUUUUUUUCUAUUUAACUUAUUUAUGAUUUAAUAACGAAAAAUGUAGGUAAUAAUAAAUGCGCCAUUUUGUCGUGUUUUUCUAUUACGUCACAGGUUGCUUUGUUAGUAAAAAGUAACUGAUUUGACUACUUAGGGGGAACUACCCUAUUCAGUUGGGUCAUAGUCGCAACGCGCGUGUUAUGCGUGUAGCAUGCUACCAGGGCAGGUGUUGUCGAGAAGGGUUUUUACGAAAAUUCACGUCACUAGUUAGCCCCACUUUAACAACAAGUGAAAGAAACAACGUUCUGUCAAAUCGUGACGUCAUUUUAAAAACCCUCACUAUGGACUUCUUUAUUAGCCUAUGGAAUGUUGGUACUAUACACACGCAAAUUAUAGUGUUUGAGUUUGGUUUGAGGUUUUGAAAAAAUGUGUUGAACACACUUCGAAAGUCUCACUGUAUAUUGGUCAAUUUCCAGCCUUCUGUGCCGCAUGUAAUAGGCAUUUCCUAGAUAAGUUUCUUCCACAUUUUGACUUACCAUCAGGUGAGAUUGUGGUUAACCGCGAACUUAUAUAUCAAACACAAAAUAUCACGUAGAAUCCAGAUUUAUGCAAUCUUCUAUCUAAGCAUGUCAUGUAUUAAUAUCUUAACAGUUUACAAUGCCACCGAAAAGGAAAGUGACGGAUGAUAGACUCAAUCAAAUACUUAUCUCGAUCUCACGACCCGUUUGACGUCUGCUGUCAACUUAAUUCUGUCGGGUUCUUGGCCAAUGUACAAUUUUGAGAGGGUUAAUUUCUGCCUCCCUUCUAUACUAAACGUACAUAAACAGCCUAUAUACAUCCCACUGCUGGGCACAGUAGUCCCUUCUAUGAUGUUUUUAAUAAAUUCGUUGAGUCUUAUAAGGAAGUGAAAGAAUUGGCUUUUGGAAGACAAGAAUGGAGAAUGUUACACCGACAAGAGCGUGGCUCUUUCUGCCAUAAAUUUUAUGCCUGUCGAUUAUGCAUCCUUUUCCUUUUCGACGGAUAAGAAAAUGGUAUUACUAAAAAUAAAAUUAGUGUGUACUGGAAUCAUUACCAUUGUUCUAACUACAAAUUACGUUUUUCGUAACAUAUAACAAAUUAGGCUCAAACUUUCGAAGAUUCAAUGUUAUGUUACAUUUCAAUAUGUUAUAAUCUUUUGUGCGGUCAAAUAAGUACAAUGCAGGGUAAAUGUGUCAAAGUGUAUAAAAUUAAUUGUGGGUAAAUAUUGAAAUGCUUUGUAUUGCAUUGACUUAAUAUAGGGUGUUAGUGACAUCAUAACGAAUACUGGGAGGGAUGAUUCAGACCAUGAUUCUGAGUUAAUAUCAAGUUGAAUAAAUUGAUUUGAUUUGAAUUUUCCGUCGCAAAAUUCUUGUAUUGUUUUUAAAAUUAUUUUCAAUUCUGUACUUUUCCGAUGGAAAAUUCCACUUGAUAUUAACUCAGAAAGCACAGUAUUCGUUACGAUUUCACUAACAUCCUGUAUAUAUAAUUUAGAAAACGAGCCAAUGUAAUAAUUAUAAAUAUUAUUGUUUUGUUUACUUUUAUGCAUGUUAUACUUCAGAUGUUUAUGUGAUAUCAUGUGCAGCAUUUACUUAUUAAUGUUUUAUAAAAUCUACCAGUAAUGAUAUAGUUGAUAUAUUAACUUCAUAGAUGAAUUAUGUUCGAAUUGUUUGUAUGAGUAGAUUGAAUCUCUGUCAAUGAUAAUAUUAAUGAUAAGAAUAAAAUUAGGAGUAAGAUAAACAUGUCCUAAUAAAAUUAUUUUAUUCAUA
Messenger RNA from Pectinophora gossypiella (pink bollworm), 3439 nucleotides. Its product is annotated as alpha-2-macroglobulin receptor-associated protein. Lineage: Eukaryota; Metazoa; Arthropoda; Insecta; Lepidoptera; Gelechiidae. Gene Ontology annotation, cellular component: endomembrane system; endoplasmic reticulum. The coding region runs from base 167 to 1264 and encodes 365 amino acids. The record is from RefSeq and is a predicted model, not a curated record. The transcript has 7 exons. Gene Ontology annotation, molecular function: heparin binding; receptor antagonist activity; low-density lipoprotein particle receptor binding. Gene Ontology annotation, biological process: regulation of receptor-mediated endocytosis.